Molecule: messenger RNA, 558 nt
Organism: Zingiber officinale
Lineage: Eukaryota; Viridiplantae; Streptophyta; Magnoliopsida; Zingiberales; Zingiberaceae
Exons: 2
Coding region: 1-558 (185 amino acids)
Biological process (GO): DNA integration
Molecular function (GO): nucleic acid binding
Source: RefSeq, a predicted model, not a curated record
AUGGCGACCGGACAGCGAAAGUUUUUGUUAGUAGCAGUGGACUAUUUUUUCAAGUGGAUUGAAGCCGAGCCACUAGCUAAAAUAACCGAGGAAAUAGUCAAGAAGUUUAUAUGGCAGCAUAUCAUUUGUCGGUUCGGCAUCCCGCGACGGCUCAUCUCCGAUAAUGGGAGGCAGUUCUCGGGUCAGCAUCUCAAGGAAUGGUGCGAGUGGUACGGCAUACAGCAAGCCUUCACCUCUGUAGCAUAUCUCCAAAGUAACGGGCAAGCCGAAGUCACCAAUCGGGAGAUCUUACGAGUGCUCCGGGCUCAGCUUGACCAUGAAGGUGGAUGUUGGGUGGACGAGCUGAACGAGGUAUUAUGGGUGCUCCGAAUGACGCCCAAGGAUGGACCAGGAGCGACCCCCUUUCACCUGGUCGGCGACCUCGUCUGGAAGAAAGUCAAGACGGUCGGCGACGUGAGCAAGCUGGGAGCUCCUUGGGUUGGGUCGUUCAAGAUUGUAGAAAAGCUCCGUUCGGGCGCUUAUUACCUCGAGGAUGAAGAUGGGCGGAAGCUAAAGUGA